AUGGCCCAACUGUACUACAAAAAGGUCAGCUAUUCACCCUACAGAGACCGCAUCCCCCUGCAAAUUGUAAGGGCUGAGACGGAGCUCUCUGCGGAGGAGAAGGCCUUCCUCAAUGCUGUGGAGAAGGGGGACUACGCCACUGUGAAGCAGGCCCUGCAGGAGGCUGAGAUCUACUAUAAUGUCAACAUCAACUGCAUGGACCCACUGGGCCGGAGCGCCCUGCUCAUUGCCAUUGAGAAUGAGAAUUUGGAGAUCAUGGAGCUACUGCUGAACCACAGCGUGUAUGUCGGUGACGCGUUGCUCUAUGCCAUCCGCAAGGAAGUGGUGGGCGCUGUGGAGCUUCUGCUCAGCUACAGGCGGCCCAGUGGAGAGAAGCAGGUGCCCACUCUGAUGAUGGACACCCAGUUCUCUGAGUUCACACCGGACAUUACUCCCAUCAUGCUUGCUGCUCACACCAACAACUACGAAAUCAUCAAAUUGCUCGUCCAAAAACGGGUCACUAUCCCCCGGCCCCACCAGAUCCGCUGCAACUGUGUGGAGUGUGUGUCCAGUUCAGAGGUAGACAGCCUGCGCCACUCCCGCUCCCGGCUAAACAUCUAUAAAGCCCUGGCAAGCCCCUCACUCAUCGCCUUAUCAAGCGAGGACCCCAUCCUAACUGCCUUCCGCCUGGGCUGGGAGCUCAAGGAGCUCAGCAAGGUGGAAAAUGAGUUCAAGGCUGAGUAUGAGGAGCUCUCCCAGCAGUGCAAGCUCUUUGCCAAAGACCUACUGGACCAGGCUCGGAGCUCCCGGGAACUGGAGAUCAUCCUCAACCAUCGAGAUGACCACAGUGAAGAGCUUGACCCUCAAAAGUACCAUGACCUGGCCAAGCUGAAGGUGGCCAUCAAAUACCAUCAGAAAGAGUUUGUGGCCCAGCCCAAUUGCCAGCAGUUGCUUGCCACUCUGUGGUACGACGGCUUCCCUGGAUGGCGGCGGAAACACUGGGUAGUCAAGCUUCUGACGUGCAUGACCAUUGGGUUCCUGUUUCCCAUGCUGUCUAUCGCUUAUCUGAUCUCACCCAGGAGCAACCUUGGGCUAUUCAUCAAGAAACCCUUUAUCAAGUUUAUCUGCCACACAGCGUCAUAUCUGACCUUUCUCUUCAUGCUUCUCCUGGCUUCUCAGCACAUCGUUAGGACAGACCUCCAUGUACAGGGGCCUCCCCCGACUGUCGUGGAAUGGAUGAUAUUGCCUUGGGUUCUUGGUUUCAUUUGGGGGGAGAUUAAGGAAAUGUGGGAUGGUGGAUUUACUGAAUACAUCCAUGAUUGGUGGAACCUGAUGGAUUUUGCAAUGAACUCACUCUACCUGGCAACUAUUUCCUUGAAGAUCGUGGCCUAUGUCAAGUAUAAUGGUUCUCGUCCAAGGGAAGAAUGGGAAAUGUGGCACCCGACUCUGAUUGCAGAAGCUCUCUUUGCGAUAUCCAACAUUUUAAGUUCGCUACGUCUCAUAUCCCUGUUCACAGCCAACUCCCACUUAGGGCCUCUGCAGAUCUCUUUGGGGCGCAUGUUGCUUGAUAUCCUCAAAUUCCUCUUUAUCUACUGCCUGGUACUGCUGGCUUUUGCCAACGGAUUGAACCAGCUUUACUUUUAUUAUGAGACCAGAGCAAUCGAUGAGCCCAACAACUGCAAGGGGAUCCGAUGCGAGAAACAGAACAAUGCUUUCUCCACGCUCUUUGAAACCCUUCAGUCACUCUUCUGGUCUGUAUUCGGCCUUUUAAAUCUCUACGUUACCAAUGUGAAAGCCAGACACGAGUUCACAGAGUUUGUGGGAGCGACCAUGUUUGGGACGUACAAUGUCAUCUCCCUGGUAGUGUUGCUGAACAUGCUGAUUGCCAUGAUGAACAACUCCUACCAGCUUAUUGCCGAUCAUGCCGAUAUCGAGUGGAAGUUUGCAAGGACGAAGCUCUGGAUGAGUUACUUUGACGAAGGCGGCACCUUGCCACCUCCUUUCAACAUCAUCCCUAGCCCCAAGUCAUUUCUAUACCUUGGUAACUGGUUCAACAACACCUUCUGCCCCAAAAGAGACCCUGAUGGUAGACGGAGAAGGCGCAACUUGAGAAGCUUCACAGAACGCCAUGCUGACAGCCUGAUACAGAAUCAACAUUACCAGGAAGUUAUCAGGAAUUUAGUGAAAAGAUAUGUGGCAGCUAUGAUAAGAAAUUCUAAAACAAAUGAGGGACUAACAGAAGAAAAUUUUAAGGAGUUAAAGCAGGACAUUUCCAGCUUUAGAUAUGAAGUGCUUGACCUCUUGGGAAAUAGGAAGCACCAAAGGAGAAGCUUUUCCACUAGCAGCACUGAACUCUCUCAGAGGGAUGAUACCAAUGAUGGCAGUGGUGGGGCUCGGGCCAAAUCCAAGAGUGUCUCUUUCCAUUUAGGCUGCAAGAAAAAAACCUGCCAUGGGCCACCUCUCAUCAGGACCAUGCCAAGAGUCGGUGGUGCCCAAGGGAAGUCAAAAUCUGAGUCGUCAAGCAAACGCUCCUUCAUGGGUCCUUCGCUCAAGAAACUGGGUCUCCUGUUCUCCAAGUUUAAUGGUCAUAUGUCUGAACCCAGUUCAGAGCCGAUGUACACAAUUUCUGAUGGAAUCGUUCAGCCGCAUUAUAUGUGGCAGGACAUCAAAUAUUCUCAGAUGGAGAAAGGGAAAGCAGAGGCCUGUUCUCAAAGUGAAAUUAACCUCAGUGAGGUAGAAUUAGGUGAAGCCCGGGGCGCUGCUCAGAGCAGUGAAUGCCCUCUAGCCUGUUCCAGCUCUCUUCACUGCGUAUCCAGCAUCUGCUCCUCAAAUUCUAAACUUUUAGACUCCUCAGAAGAUGUAUUUGAAACUUGGGGAGAGGCGUGUGACCUGCUCAUGCACAAAUGGGGUGAUGGACAGGAAGAACAAGUUACAACUCGGCUCUAA
This is a messenger RNA of Hippopotamus amphibius kiboko, 2925 nucleotides long. It is a transcript of the gene TRPC5, whose product is annotated as transient receptor potential cation channel subfamily C member 5. The coding region runs from base 1 to 2925 and encodes 974 amino acids. Gene Ontology annotation, biological process: calcium ion transmembrane transport; regulation of cytosolic calcium ion concentration; manganese ion transport. The transcript is spliced from 10 exons. Lineage: Eukaryota; Metazoa; Chordata; Mammalia; Artiodactyla; Hippopotamidae. Gene Ontology annotation, cellular component: cation channel complex; membrane. The record is from RefSeq and is a predicted model, not a curated record. Gene Ontology annotation, molecular function: protein binding; inositol 1,4,5 trisphosphate binding; store-operated calcium channel activity.